UUUGAAAUGUGCGCUCGCUCCCGCGGUUGUCGCAGUGCACGACAGUGAUGACGCGCCGGCGCUGUCAUACUAACAACAGUCCAGGAAAGAAGCGAAAGUCGCAUCGGCGGAGCUCAACAUACUUUGGUUACUGUGAUACAAGCAGAUCUUCAUAACUGUUAUGGAAAACACAUGCCUCUUCUGAUCUUCUGCCAUUUGCAAUGUCCAGAGGACCAUGAGCCCACCCAGCUCCAUUCUACAGUAUGAGCCUCCGAACAAUAGGGGGCGCUGUGCCCAGCUCCCUGGGACCUAGUCUGGCAUCUCAGGCUGGAGGAUCCUGGAGCUUUCUAUCCUUGAGGCCCAUACCCUCCUUACUCCAGACCAUGGUACCUUCUGGUUACACUGCUCUACAGGAGGAACAGCUGGCCAUGGUGGACCUCAGCACGCCCAAGCCAGAGAACCUCAAGAACGGCUUCCAUCGUGAACCUCGCCGCCACUCGGACCGCAGCGGCCGGACAUCCGUCAGCCUAUCCGAUGCUGGAGACGACCGCUAUGCGGAGACUGAACUCAUGCUGCCCGAUGGCAGGCUUUCAGGAGAAGAGGCGGAUGAGGAAGAGGAGAGCGAGGAGGAAGGGCAGCAGUUGGCCACCAGGAACAUGCCCAAAGAGUCGCCCCUCGCCAUGGCACUGCAGAUACUGGUGCCCUUCCUCCUAGCUGGGUUUGGAACGGUGUCGGCCGGAGUGGUACUGGAUAUAGUGCAGCAUUGGGAAGCAUUUAAGAACAUUACAGAGAUCUUCAUCCUGGUUCCUGCUCUCCUGGGCUUGAAAGGAAACCUGGAGAUGACUCUGGCAUCCAGACUUUCCACAGCAGUGAAUGUGGGGAAAAUGGACUCGCCCAUAGAGAAGUGGAAUCUCAUUAUUGGAAACUUGGCACUGAAACAAGUGCAGGCCACAGUUAUUGGGUUCCUGGCGGCUGUAGCAGCUGUCGUAUUGGGCUGGAUUCCUGAAGGAAAGUUCCAGUUCAAUCACGCAGCGCUGCUCUGUUCCAGUAGUGUAGCCACAGCCUUCAUAGCAUCUGUACUACAGGGUAUAAUAAUGGUGGGUGUGAUCGUGGGUUCCAAGAAGACGGGUAUCAACCCUGAUAACGUAGCCACGCCCAUUGCUGCCAGCUUUGGUGACCUCAUCACACUGGCCAUUCUGGCAUGGAUCAGCCAGGGCCUCUACAACUGCCUGGACUCACACCCAUACGUGUCAUCUCUGGUGUGUGCCGCCUUCAUGUGUCUGACUCCAUUGUGGAUGGUCAUCUCUUCCAAACAUCCAGCCAGUCGACAGCUGCUUUACUCAGGCUGGGAGCCUGUUAUAACUGCCAUGUUCAUCAGCAGUAUCGGAGGACUCAUCCUGGACAAAACUGUGUCUGAUCCCAACCUAGCUGGGAUUGUGGUUUACACGCCAGUUAUAAAUGGUAUCGGGGGAAACCUGGUGGCCAUCCAGUCCAGUCGGAUCUCUACCCAUCUGCACAUUCACAGCACCCCUGGAGAGGUGCCCGAUGAGUCCAAGGGCUGGUACUGUCCCUGCCGCACCUUCUGUGGCACAGGAGCCAAUCACAGGUCAGCACAGGUGCUGCUGUUGUUGGUCAUUCCUGGUCAUCUGAUCUUCCUUUACACCAUUGACCUGAUGGAGAGGGGUCACACCACCCUGACACCAGUCUUCAUGGCCGUGUAUUUGGCUGCUGCUCUUUUCCAAGUGUUCUUGUUACUUUGCAUAGCGGACUGGAUGGUUCACUCCAUGUGGAAAAGUGGAAAGGAUCCGGAUAGUUUCUCCAUUCCGUAUCUAACAGCAUUGGGGGAUCUUUUGGGCACCGCUCUUCUGGCUCUCAGCUUCCACUUCCUGUGGAUCAUAGGGGACCAGGACAGCGAUGUGGGGGACUAAAGGUGUCCUUCACAUCUGACCUUUGACCCACGGAUCAAUCUAUUCCAUACCUGCUGGCCUCAACUCAGCAUAGGCCUUUUAUGGCUGCUGUCAGACCAAAUGGAUGCUAUUUUUCUGCCCUGAUUGGGUGACUUCCUUACAGUGUACUUCACAGCCGUGAGGGCAACAAAGCAAAUGUAGCAUUUUUAUGACAGUUUUUGUUAUACUUCUUCAAGUGCCAGAUGAUUUAUAAGAAGCAUUGAGAGAUUCAGCACUUUGUUGGAUGCCAUAUUUUUUUUUUAGGGUGUAUAGUUGUUGAAGAUUGACCAUCUCUAUCGGCUUAACAGGGUGAUUGUAUGUGCAACUGAUUGGGGGCGGUACGAAAAGCAUUGCAUUGUAAACGCCCACUCCUACACAAACACAUUUCUCUAUAUCGAUACUAUGUUACAAUGGAAGAACCAAAAACAUUCCCUUUAAAUAAAGCUAAGUAAGAUUGUCAUGGUGAUUGUUCCUAUUAUUUAUUUUUCCUUUGUCUUUUUGUCCUGUCUCCUACCCUCUUUGUUUUACCCAUAAGCUCUUUUGAGAUGGGCGUACACUUUGAGGCCAACUGGCACAAUUUUCACCAGUUAUCCAAUCAGAUCUCUUCAACAUAUACUGUUAAAAGUAUAGUUGCACAAAUUUCACCCAGCCAGUGUCAGGUCAAUUCGCAAAGCCUCUGUAAUGCAGUCUGAAGACUUUAAAAGUAUUACUUGUUAUUGCUUAAUAGCUUAGAAUAAUAAACGAGUAUACUCUUUAAACUGCUUGUUUAAAGAUCUGAAUCUUUAACAACCCAAAAUGGCUUUCUUUUUGUGUAACCAAAAAUAUCUGUGCAUUUUAUGUUCUGAAUGCAACUCAAACUGAAAUGGGAUGAAUGUGCCACAAAACAGCUCAUCUAUAUUUCUUGUAUGUGUAAACGUUUUUUGUAUGUUCUAAGGUGCCAUCAAAAGGGAUUGUCUGUGGACACAAAAAAAAAAAAAAGGGUCUCUACUGGCACCAAUGGAAGAUUCUUGGUUUACUUUUGUGUCAUGCUUUUUUGGAUACUCAAAAAUGUUUUUAAUAAAGGUUUAUUAAAAGUUUGUCCAAUAUCUGAGACUCUGAUAAUAAUGAUUUUCCCCGAGCAUAUACCUCUGACUCCUGAGGAUACACAUCCUAAAUCAGUUGUGUCAAGUUUACUUACCUGUUUAUGAUGUCUUGCCAACUGCAAGGAUGCAAAAAAGCCUCUUGUGCUUUAGUUUUAUGAGAAAGCUGUUUGUGUUAGCCCAAUUUAAAUAUAUAGUUCCUUUAACUUAAGAUCGAACAAAGGGAACAUUUGGUCUUUGCUUGCUGUGUGAGAUUGAGAGCCAUAAAACAUGAACCAUAAAACAAAGGGUUUUUUAUUUGAGUGCCGCCAAAAAUACAGUUCAAGCACAUCAAAGAGUUUUAAAAUUUGCACAUAAAAGUUUAUACCCUACAUGUCAGCAAUUUUGUCAAACUGGGCUUUUUAAAUACUCAAAAAUAGAUAUUAAAUAUUCAUAGUGAAUGCAUUUUAUUGGCCUUUCACACAUUAGCAUGAUUUGUGGGUUUACGUGUAUUUUAUUGACUUUUAUAUAGUCUAUUAUCGACUUUUAAAUGUGACAAGGGUUUGCACAUUUAAGUGUGUGGGCUAGUUUUGUGUUUACAUUGAUUGAUUUUGUUUUGAGUCAUCACUUAUCAGUUUGUUUUUUGUUGACAUGUAGUAUAUUCUUGCCGACAGUCUAAAACAAAAGACCCCUAUGUGUGUUUGAGUGUUCGAGAGUCUAGACAGACCACAUUAAUGAGGACUGUUGAACUCUGCUGUCUUCGGGGUUUAAUGGUUUUUUUUGAGCAGUAUACAUAUUGGGAGCCCUGAAAUUUGAGACUGCUCAUAAAUGGCCCCCAUAUUAUGCCAAUGGGACCAAGCUCUUACAUUUUAGCACCCCAUUAAAGCAGACCCAGAAUGAAAUCUUUUUGCAGGCACACUGCCAAUGCACAGUACUGUACCAUGAACCCACAUGUUCACCACUAACAACAAACAGCUCAAAUCAAGCCCUUCUGGGUUGCUGCUGUCAAAACUGACUUAGGUUUUAUGGGAUUGUCUUAUUCUAGGUUGGAAAAUCCAGAUAAAGCCAUCUUAAGGUGGUAGCUGGUUUUACAAGGUUUCUAGCUGGUCUAGAUCAAAUGAAGCCCCCCGUCAGUUUGCUUGGAAAAAUGUCUUAUUACAGAAGUAAAACAGGUUGUGAACGCUGUUUUAAGUCGACUAUAAAUAGCUCUAAAUUGUCUUGACAGCUCAGUGAUAUUUUAACUUGAUUGAUGUUUUCUUCAUCCUCUUUGUUUUAAUAUUCAAGUGUGAGAGUGAAAGAUGCUUUCCAGUUUAGAAGAAAGAUGUCAGUGGUUGUCAUCUUCUGUCAUGCUUAGACCACCAACAGAGAGAGAGAGAGAGUGGUUUCUGCCAUUCAGGUGUGAAAUUCCUAACA
Myxocyprinus asiaticus (Chinese sucker) is the source of this 4396-nucleotide messenger RNA. RefSeq names its product solute carrier family 41 member 2-like. Bases 243 to 1907 code for a protein of 554 amino acids. Gene Ontology annotation, molecular function: monoatomic cation transmembrane transporter activity. Gene Ontology annotation, biological process: monoatomic cation transport. The record is from RefSeq and is a predicted model, not a curated record. Lineage: Eukaryota; Metazoa; Chordata; Actinopteri; Cypriniformes; Catostomidae. The transcript has 11 exons. Gene Ontology annotation, cellular component: plasma membrane.